Eptesicus fuscus (big brown bat) is the source of this 4577-nucleotide messenger RNA. It is a transcript of the gene USP19, whose product is annotated as ubiquitin specific peptidase 19. Gene Ontology annotation, molecular function: cysteine-type deubiquitinase activity. Gene Ontology annotation, biological process: protein deubiquitination. The transcript has 28 exons. Lineage: Eukaryota; Metazoa; Chordata; Mammalia; Chiroptera; Vespertilionidae. Bases 311 to 4345 code for a protein of 1344 amino acids. The record is from RefSeq and is a predicted model, not a curated record.
CGGAACCGGAACCGACUUGACGCCGGAACCGGAACCGAGAGCGGGUUGCCAGGGCCCGAAGGGCUGGCGGCGGCGGCCUCGCUCGCCCCUGCUUGGGAGAGCGGAACCCCCGGGCCGUGGGGGAGAGACCCCGGCAGCGCCGCAGAGGCGCCGGGGAGGGCGGGAGCUGCGCAGGUUGUCACUUCCUUGCUGGCGGAUUUGGCCACAGAUAGUUGCCAAGAUAGCUGGGCCGGGCAGAAAGCGCCGUAGCCCUGACCCAGACGCCGUCGCCGACCCCGGGGCACUCUGGCUGUCGACCAAGCGUCUCAAGAUGUCUGGUGGGGCCAGUGCCAUGGGCCCAAGGAGAGGGCCCCCCGGGCUGGAGGAGGCCACCAGCAAGAAGAAGCAGAAGGACCGAGCCAACCAGGAGAGCAAGGAUGGAGACCCUCGGAGGGGAGGGUCUGUGUCCACUCCUCAAGAGGAGCAGGCCAAAGAGGAGGUGCUGCUCGACUGGAAGCAGAAUGCAGAUGAGGUGAUGGUGAAGCUGCGUGUGGGAGCAGGCCCCCUGCGGCUGGAGGAGGUGGACGCUGCUUUCACAGACACAGACUGCGUGGUGCGGUUUCCAGGUGGUCAGCAGUGGCGCGGUGUUUUCUAUGCCGAGAUCGAAAGUUCUCGCGCCAAAGUGCAGGCUCGAAAAGGUGGCCUCCUCCAGCUGGCGCUGCCCAAGAAGGUGCCUCUGCUCACCUGGCCUUCUCUCCUGAAGAAACCUCUAGGGAUGCGAGAGUCGGUGCCAGGGCUGCGGUGCCAGGAGAACGGGCAGGAGUCCUCUCCCAUUGCCCUGGAGCCAGCCCCUGAGCCCCGCCGGGCAAAGCAGGAGGCCCGGAAUCAGAAGCGGGCCCAGGGCCGCGGUGAGGUGGGGGCGGGGGCUGGCCCCGGGGCCCAGGCAGGGCCCAGUGCCAAGAGGGCUGUGCAUCUCCGAAGAGGGCCAGAGGGGGAAGGAUGCAGAGAAGGCCCUGGGCCCCAGGGCGAGGCGCCCCCCUUCCUGGCUGAGGCAGCCACCCAGGCGGAGGCCGAGGAGCAGCUCCGGGUCCCACCGCUGGAGCCCCAGCCCUGCCUCCUGGGCUCGGAGGAGAAGCCAGCGCUUCUGGCCGGAGAGAAGGCAGCGUCCCCCAGGAGUGACCCCGUCUCUCCAGCCCUGACCCGGAGCAGAGCCCCCGAGAAAGAGCCGGAACCCAUGGUGAGCCUGGCGUUUGUCAAGAACGACUCGUACGAGAAGGGGCCUGACGCGGUGGUGGUGCACGUGUACGUGAAGGAGAUCCGCAGGGAGGCCUCGCGCGUGCUUUUCCGUGAGCAGGACUUCACGCUCGUCUUCCAGACCAGGGACGGGAACUUCCUGAGGCUGCACCCGGGCUGCGGGCCCCACACCGUCUUCCGCUGGCAGGUGAAGCUCAGGAACCUGAUUGAGCCCGAGCAGUGCACCUUCUGCUUCACGGCCGCCCGCAUCGACAUCUGCCUCCGCAAGCGGCAGAGCCAGCGCUGGGGCGGCCUGGAGGCCCCCGCUGCACGAGGUGCAGUGGGUGGUGCAAAGGUUGCCGUGCCGACAGGCCCAACCCCUCUGGACUCGACCCCCCCCGGAGGUGCUCCGCACCCCCUCACAGGCCAGGAGGAGGCCCGGGCCGUGGAGAAGGAGAAGCCCAAGCCUCGAGCUGAGGACACGGGGCUGGACGGCGUGGCGGCCCGCACCCCCGUGGAGCAUGGAGCCCCCAAGCCAGAGCCUCACUUGGCCUCACCCAAGCCCACGUGCAUGGUGCCGCCCAUGCCCCACAGCCCUGUGAGCGGGGACAGCGUGGAGGAGGAGGAGGAGGAGGAGAAGAAGGUGUGCCCGCCGGGCUUCACCGGGCUGGUCAACCUGGGCAACACCUGCUUCAUGAACAGCGUCAUCCAGUCCCUGUCCAACACCCGCGAGCUGCGGGACUUCUUCCACGACCGCUCCUUCGAGGCCGAGAUCAACUACAACAACCCGCUGGGGACCGGGGGGCGCCUCGCCAUCGGCUUCGCCGUGCUGCUCCGGGCGCUGUGGAAGGGCACCCACCACGCCUUCCAGCCUUCCAAGUUGAAGGCCAUUGUCGCCAGCAAGGCCAGCCAGUUCACAGGCUACGCCCAGCACGACGCCCAGGAGUUCAUGGCUUUCCUGCUGGACGGGCUGCACGAGGACCUGAACCGCAUUCAGAACAAGCCCUACACGGAGACCGUGGACUCCGAUGGGCGGCCCGAUGAGGUGGUGGCUGAGGAGGCGUGGCAGAGGCACAAGAUGAGGAACGACUCCUUCGUCGUGGACCUGUUCCAGGGCCAGUACAAGUCGAAGCUGGUGUGCCCCGUGUGUGCCAAGGUCUCCAUCACCUUUGACCCCUUCCUCUACCUGCCGGUGCCCUUGCCCCAGAAGCAGAAGGUCCUCCCCGUCUUCUUCUUCGCCCGGGAGCCGCACAGCAAGCCCGUCAAGUUCCUGGUGAGCGUCAGCAAGGAGAACUCCAGCGCCAGCGAGGUGCUGGACGCCCUCGCACAGCGGGUCCACGUGCAGCCCGAGAACCUGCGUCUGACCGAGGUGAUGAAGAGCCGUUUCCACCGCGUGUUCCUGCCCUCCCACUCCCUGGACAGCGUGUCCCCCUCGGACCUGCUCCUCUGCUUCGAGCUGUUGUCCCCAGAGUUGGCUAAGGAGCAGGUGGUGGUGCUGGAGGUGCAGCAGCGCCCCCAGGUGCCCAGCAUCCCCAUCUCCAAGUGCGCAGCCUGCCAGCGGAAGCAGCAGCCCGAGGACGAGAAGCUGAAACGCUGUACCCGGUGCUACCGCGUGGGCUACUGCAACCAACUCUGUCAGAAAACCCACUGGCCUGACCACAAGGGCCUCUGCCGCCCUGAGAACAUCGGCUACCCCUUCCUGGUCAGCGUGCCUGCCUCCCGCCUCACCUACGCCCGCCUCGCCCAGCUGCUGGAGGGCUAUGCCCGGUAUUCCGUGAGUGUCUUCCAGCCGCCCUUCCAGCCGCCCUUCCAGCCCGGCCGCAUGGCCCUGGAGCCCCCUGGCUGCACCGCGCUGCACUCCGCCAGCUCUCCGGAGGCCGGGGACAGCGAGAGGGACUCCAUGCCGCCGCCUGAGCUCCAGAUGGUGACUCCCGUGGCAGAGGGGGACAUGGUGCCCCGGGCGUGGGCAGCCCCUGAUCGGGGACCGGUGCCCAGCACCAGUGGCAUUUCUUCGGAGAUGCUGGCCAGCGCGCCCGUUGAAGGUGGCUCCUUGCCUGCUGGUGAGAAGGUGCCCCGGCCCGAAGCUGCUGUGCCCGGGUACCAACACCCAAGUGAAGCCGUGAAUCCCCACACGUCCCAGUUCUUGAUCUAUAAAAUCGACGCAGCCAACCGAGAGCAGCGGCUCGAGGAUAAAGGAGACACCCCGCUGGAGCUGGAGGAGGACUGCAGCCUGGCGCUCGUCUGGCGGAACAACGACCGCCAGCAGGAGUUCGUGCUGGUGGCCUCCAAGGAGCUGGAAUGCGCCGAGGAUCCCGGCUCUGCCGGCGAGGCUGCCCGCGCCGGCCACUUCACUCUGGACCAGUGCCUCACCCUCUUCACUCGGCCUGAAGUGCUGGCCCCGGAGGAGGCUUGGUACUGCCCGCAGUGCGAGCAGCACCGCGAGGCCUCCAAGCAGCUGCUGCUGUGGCGCCUGCCCAACGUGCUCAUCGUGCAGCUCAAGCGCUUCUCCUUCCGCAGCUUCGUCUGGCGCGACAAGAUCAACGACUUGGUGGAGUUCCCCGUCCGGAACCUGGACCUGAGCAAGUUCUGCAUCGGCCAGAAGGAGGAGCAGCUGCCCCGCUACGACCUGUACGCCGUCAUCAACCACUACGGCGGCAUGAUCGGCGGCCACUACACCGCCUGCGCACGCCUGCCCAACGACCGCAGCAGCCAGCGCAGCGACGUGGGCUGGCGCUUGUUUGAUGACAGCACGGUGACAACGGUGGACGAGAGCCAGGUCGUGACGCGUUAUGCCUACGUCCUCUUCUACCGCCGGCGGAACUCUCCUGUGGAGAGACCCCCCCGGGCAGGCCACGCUGAGCGCCACCCAGACCUGGGCCCUGCAGCCGAGGCUGCUGCCAGCCAGGCUUCCCGGAUUUGGCAGGAGCUGGAGGCCGCGGAGGAGCCGGUGCCCGAGGGGCCUGCGCCCCGGGGUUCCUGGGGGCCCCAGGACUGGGUGGGCCCCCCGCCAUGCGGCCCCCCCACCCCAGAGGAGGGCUGCCUCCGGUACUUUGUUCUGGGCACCGUGGCAGCCUUGGUGGCCCUCGUGCUCAACGUGUUCUACCCUCUGGUGUCCCAGAGCCACUGGACGUGAGCCGCCCGCCCGCCCCCAGGCACGCCUGCCUCGGGGACCAGCUCUGGGCUCGGGCCUCGGUGUGUGCCUGAGGGAGAAGGGUCUGUGGCUCCUGCAGGGGCAGAGCAAACGAGGGUGGGUGUCCAUCCAGCUGUCCGCUCGUCCUGCUGCUCUGACCUUGGCCUGGGCCUGGCCCUGCCCACGCAGCUUCCUGUAUUUAAAGCGUUAAUAAAGCGAGACUGUCCAGGCCUGA